AUGAUUCUUUCCUGCAUUGUGAACCCCAAGAUGAUUAGUGACAUGUUCAGUAAGCAUAAAUUCAUUUCAUUUGGAGACUGUGUUUCUCAGAUCUUCUUUAUUCAUGCUGUUGGAGCUACUGAAAUGGUGCCUCUCAUAGCCAUGGCCUUUGACCACUAUAUUGCAAUACAUAAGGCUCUCAACUACCUGACUAUUAUGAACCUUAGAGUCUGCAUAUCUAUUGUGAUAAUUUUCUGGACAAUUGAAAUCUCUCACUCCUUCUUCCAAUUGGCCUUUGUGAUUCAGUUGCCUUUCUGUGGUCCUAACAAAUUGGACAGCUUUUACUGUGACCUUCCUCGGUUCAUUAGACUUGCCUGCACAGACACUUACAGACUGCAGUUCCUGAUUAUUGCCGAUAGUGGAUUCAUCUCUCUGGGAGCCUUCUUCAUUUUGAUCAUUUCCUACAUUGUCAUCCUGAUUGCUUUCUGGCAGCACUCUUCUGAGGGUUCACCAAAGGCACUCUCUACACUGUCAGCUCACAUCUCUAUGGUGAUCUUAUUCUUUGGUCCAUGCAUCUUUGUCUAUAUGUGGCCGUUUCCCACAUUUCCGGUGGACAAAUAUCUUGCCCUGUUUGACUCAAACGUCACUCCUUUUCUGAGCCCCACCAUCUACACAUUAAGAAACAAAGAAAUGAAAGUGUCAAUGAAGAGACUGUGGAGUCAGCUCAUAAGAUCCCCAAGUAUGUCUUAA
This is a messenger RNA of Trichosurus vulpecula (common brushtail), 729 nucleotides long. Its product is annotated as olfactory receptor 4F3/4F16/4F29-like. The record is from RefSeq and is a predicted model, not a curated record. NCBI's taxonomy places the organism in Eukaryota, Metazoa, Chordata, Mammalia, Diprotodontia, Phalangeridae. The transcript has a single exon. Gene Ontology annotation, molecular function: olfactory receptor activity. Bases 1 to 729 code for a protein of 242 amino acids. Gene Ontology annotation, cellular component: membrane. Gene Ontology annotation, biological process: G protein-coupled receptor signaling pathway.